AUGGAAGCUCCGGCUUGGAUGUUCACCAAGGCUUUAAAUCAUAGGCAAAAGGUUUGUCGCUUAUACAAACGUGCACUUCGUGAAGUCGACAAUUGGUACGGAGGAGACAACUUGGAAGUUCGUUAUCAAAAAGUUAUUCUCCGGGCUCGUUUCGAUGCCAACAAGAAUGAAGCUGAUACAAGAAAGAACCAGCUUGUUCUUGCUGACGGAUGCAAGCAAUUGUGGGAGCAUCGUCACUUCAAACCUUUCAGAUUCGCUCUGGAUUCUGGUGGAAGCAGUUAUGAUCGUGAACGCGAAUCUCCUGAUGUGAUUCUCGACUCUGACCAGUGGACUCUUCCAGAGCGUGAACAAUUCCCAUACUAUUUCAACAAGAGAGAGCAAAGAAAGAAGGAGCUUCUUGCUCAUUGGUCGAAGAUUGAAAAGGAUUGGGAUGAUCAAAUCGCGGCUAUUCAGACUACUCUUCCAAGCGAGGGAUCGAAACAAAAAACUGUUUAA
This is a messenger RNA of Auanema sp. JU1783, 495 nucleotides long. The record is from the annotation of a GenBank genome assembly. Lineage: Eukaryota; Metazoa; Nematoda; Chromadorea; Rhabditida; Rhabditidae.